Molecule: messenger RNA, 602 nt
Organism: Orussus abietinus
Lineage: Eukaryota; Metazoa; Arthropoda; Insecta; Hymenoptera; Orussidae
Exons: 3
Coding region: 1-465 (154 amino acids)
Source: RefSeq, a predicted model, not a curated record
AUGGACUCACCUAGCAGGGAAGCUGUAUGCAGUGUUUGGGAAGCGCCAGGGUCGCGUCGUGACAGCAGAAAGUGCCCUGGGCUUUGGCGGACAAUUCCGCGUGUUGGCUACUCUACCGGUCCCCGAGAGUUUCCAGCUGGCCCGAGAAUUGCGCACGCAAACUUCGGGCCUUGCCAGUCCCCAGCUCGUCUUCAGCCACUGGGAGGUGAUCGAGCAGGAUCCAUAUUGGGUGCCGUCCACGGAGGAGGAAUACUUACAUUUCGGGGAGAAAGCGGACACCGGAAACCGCGCGAAGAAGUACAUAGACGCCGUGCGGAGGCGCAAGGGACUUCCGGUGGACUCCCAACUGGUCACUCACGGCGAGAAGCAGCGCACUCUGUCGAAAAAGAAAUGAAGCUCUGGAAGGAAAACACGAAGAUGAGAACAAUGCGAACCGCCUCUUUACCCAGCGAUUUCCUCGAUUAGAACGAUCAAUCGUCAAUGAAAUUAAUUCAAAUAAUAACCCAUUUCCUGUAAUGUUGCGUGCAGUCUUAAGGUGAUAUGAAAGUCUGAUAUAUACGUACCAAAAAGGUGAAAAUAUUUAUAAUACUUUUCUCCAAACU